GUUCAACAAAUAUAAGGUGAAGUGAACAAUGCCUUAAAUUACUGAUUCAGACUUAGGUUGACAUGCGGAAGGUUUUCUCCAAUCGUAAUUGGAAAAAGAAAAAAAAAUGAAAAGAAAGAACAUGUAUACUCCGUAUAUUUGUUGUUAAGUUGUGGCUGCGCUUCAACAAAUAUCCAGUGGGUUUUGGGAGGGAUUAAAAUUUACAGAAUAUUUAUCAGUACUAUCCUCUCCGCUGUUGUGAUGACCACACAUUCCUGCAAAUCAAUCUAAGCCCUUCCGGUUCGAAAGCCAGACCAUAAGAUCGAGCUAGCAGCUUAAGAAGCAAAUCUUUAUACAGUUGGUAAAAGUGACAACAGAUGCUGCAGCCGCUUCAGAACGCUCCCAAGGUAGUUUCUUUCUCUCCUACAAAUCAAACACACCCUUCACAACACAAAUAAGAAUAUAAGCAAAAAAACAUGGGAACAAUGAGCCAUUGCAUGCUCACUCCAUCACAAAACAACAUUUCAAAGUUCAUGUCCAAUGAUUAUCACCUCACAAUGCUUGAACAUCACUGCAACACAAUGCAUGACCUUAAGAAAAUCCAUGCCCACCUCGUAAAAACCGGCUUAUCUAAGCAUCCAAUAGCCAUCAGUCGUGUAUUAGCUUUUACUGCUACAUCCCCUGCAGCUGACAUUUACUAUGCUUAUUCCAUAUUCUCCCGUAUCCAUAAUCCAAACCUCUUUAUGUGGAAUACCAUUAUUCGGGGUUUCUCCCAAAGCUCGGUACCUCAUAACGCGAUUUUACUCUUCGUGGACAUGUUAAACAACUCAACAAUUGAACCUCAAAGCCUCACCUACCCUUCUCUCUUUAAAGCAUAUGCUCAACUAGGACUUACUGACUAUGGAGCUCAGCUUCAUGGAAGAAUAAUAAAAUUAGGCCUUGAGUUUGAUCCUUUCAUAAGGAAUACUAUCAUUCAUAUGUAUGCAAACUCCGGAAGUUUGAGUGAAGCCUAUAAGCUCUUUGAAAGGGAGGAGGAUUUCGAUGUGGUGGCUUGGAACUCACUGAUCAUGGGCCUAGCAAAGAAGAGGGAGAUUGAUGAAGCAAGGAGAUUAUUUUAUAAGAUGGGGUCGAAGAGAAAUGCCAUCUCGUGGAAUAUUAUGAUAAGUGGGUAUGUAAGGAAUGAUAAAUUUACGGAAGCUAUGGAGCUUUUCGAGAGGAUGCAAGAGGAGGGGAUCAAGGCAAGUAAAUUCACAAUGGUUAGCUUAUUAAACGCUUGUGCAAAUUUGGGAUCCCUUGAACAAGGAGAAUGGAUAUACCAAUAUAUAAGUAAGAACAGGUUUGAGUUUAAUGUCCUUGUGACUACUGCAAUUGUGGACAUGUAUUGCAAAUGUGGUGCCAUCAACAAGGCACGUCGAGUCUUUGAGAAGGCUACCAUCAAAGGGCUAUCAAGUUGGAAUUCUAUGAUUUUAGGCUUAGCAAAUAAUGGGUGUGAAGAGGAAGCGCUCCAGUUAUUCUCACAGCUUACCUCCUUAAACAUAGAGCCUAAUGAUGUCACUUUCCUUGGAGUUCUGACAGCUUGUAUAAACAAGGGUGAUGUCAAACAAGCCAGAGAACUUUUCUUGUUAAUGUCUGAAAAAUACAAACUUAAGCCAUCAAUUAAGCAUUACAACUGCAUGGUUGAAAUGUUAGGUCAAGAAGGCUUUCUCAAUGAAGCAGAACAGCUAAUAAGAGAGAUGCCAAUAGAACCGGAUGCUAUCAUAUGGGGAUCGUUGCUCUCUUCUUGUAGGAAGCAUGGAAAUAUUGAGAUGGCAGAACGGGCUGGAAUUCAUAUCCGUGAGAUUGACCCUAAUGAUAGUUCGGCAUAUAUACUUGUGUCUAAUGUCUAUGCAGCCUCAGGUCAGUUUAAAAGUGCCAUCAAACAGCGAGUUGAGAUGAAAGAGAAGCAAGUUCUAAAAGAAAAGGGAUGUAGUUCCAUUGAAACCAAUGGGGAAGUUCAAGAGUUCGCUUCUGGUAGAAUGUCAAACCCUGAAGUUCAAGAUCUAAUGAACCUUCUAUAUACUCACCAUUAUGAUGAAAAGUUGACUGAAGAAGUGAAUUUAUAAAAAUUUGGAUCAACAUUCUCUU
Molecule: messenger RNA, 2103 nt
Organism: Chenopodium quinoa (quinoa)
Lineage: Eukaryota; Viridiplantae; Streptophyta; Magnoliopsida; Caryophyllales; Amaranthaceae
Product: pentatricopeptide repeat-containing protein At2g42920, chloroplastic-like
Exons: 1
Coding region: 456-2081 (541 amino acids)
Biological process (GO): RNA modification
Molecular function (GO): protein binding; RNA binding
Source: RefSeq, a predicted model, not a curated record